AUGCUCCCGAUAAAAUUGAAGGCUUUGCCUUGUUUAUCUUACUUUUGUGGCGGAUCGCAUCAGUGACAAGACAGUGCGGUCAAAAUGAACACAGCCGUCUGGCUUUUCUUCUGUGCGGCCGCGUUGGCCAGCACCUCCGCUCUCUCAAUCCCUUUGAGACAAAAUCCGGAGACACUAUGUGCUGGCCAGGAGAACUUCCUGAGGAUCGCCAGCAUCGAGAGCUGUUCCCUCUACUACCAGUGCUACAACGGCAAGUCCUACCUGAUGGAGUGCCCCCCUGAAACGUGGUUCAACGAGCAGGAACAGGUAUGUGACUGGGCGGAGCCGCCAGCAAGCUGCGUUGUACCCGAGCCUGAGCCCGAACCGGAGCCAGAACCGGAACCUGAACCGGAACCGGAACCGGAACCGGAACCAGAACCGGAACCCGAACCCGAGCCUGAACCUGAACCCGAGUCUGACCCAGAAGAUGAACCGGAAGCCGAAUCAGAACCUGAAGGUGAGCCGGAAGCCGACGCUGAAGAAGAAGAGGUAGAGGAAGAAGAUACCGAAACCCUGGCACAGCUUGACGUCGAAGGCUCAGGCGAGGAAUGGCAAGAAGACGCAGUCAAACGGUUCGUCAAAUCGUUCAGAGCAAUCAAACAAGAAGAAGACGAGGUAGAAGCUGAGGCUGAGAAUGAUGAAGAAACUGAAGAAGUUGAGAAGAGACAAGAAGAAGAGGUUGCCGAUGAAAUCGACGGUGAAUACUUAGAGGCAGAAGCAGAUGCGGAAGAUUCCUUAAAAGCCAAGAAGUUAGUGAGGCAAGAAGAGACUGAAAUCAACGAAGAAGACGUUGAGGUUGAGGAAGGCCUGAUUGAAAUUGAUGUAGAAGAAACCAAGAAGCGUCAAGAAGAAGAACCGAUCGAAGAGGAAGGCGAGGACAGCGAAAACGACGCCGAAGAGGUCAAGAAACGUCAAGAGGAAGAGGCACAAGAUGACGAGGAAGGAGAUAAUGAUGAGGAAGAGGUAGAGAAACGUCAAGAAGAAGUCGAGGAAGAGGCAGAAAAUGAAGAGGAAAGCGAAGAUGCUGACGAAAAACUAAGGAAGCGACAGGAAGAGGAAGAGGCUCAAGAUAAUGAGGAAAGCGAAAUCGCUGAAGAAGAAGAAAAGAAGCGUCAGGAAGAGGAAGAAGAAUCGAAUGACGAGGAAUCUGAUGACGCAGAGUCCGCUGAUGAAGCAGAAAAACGUCAGGAAGAAAAUGACGAUGUGGCUGAAGAUGAGGCUGAUGACGAUGCGGAAAAUGACAAUGCAGAUGCUGAGAAGAGACAAGAAGAAGUAGAAGAGGAAGCCGCAGAAGAAGAAACAGCGUCAGAAGAUUCAGAAGCCAAACGCCAAGAAGAGGAGGCUGAUGAUGAUGAAAACCAGGAAUCAGAAAACGAAAUUGAAUCUGCUGGUGAAGACAAACGCCAAGAGGAAGAAGGAGAUGAAAAUGAGAACGCAGAAGAAAAUGAGAAUGAGGAAGAGGUUGAAAACGAAGACGAAAAUAACGAAGCACGUUCCCAAGAAGAGCAAGUAGAUGAAGAAGUAGACCAAGUAGAUCAGGAAGUAGACCAAGUAGAAGAAGAUGAUGAAACACUUAAAAGAGCAAAGAAGUUCUUCAAAAGUGUAUUCAGAAUGUUCCACUAGACUUCAGCGGCAUUGAGAAAUGUUACUUGAAGAACCUAGAAACAACUAGAAGUAAAUUAGUUUUAAUUGUAAGUUAGAAAAACUUUGUGCAAUUUUGUAAAUACGAAUGUUAGUUAUUAAAUUAUUUAUUGACA
Molecule: messenger RNA, 1796 nt
Organism: Trichoplusia ni (cabbage looper)
Lineage: Eukaryota; Metazoa; Arthropoda; Insecta; Lepidoptera; Noctuidae
Product: retinitis pigmentosa 1-like 1 protein
Exons: 3
Coding region: 85-1662 (525 amino acids)
Cellular component (GO): extracellular region
Molecular function (GO): chitin binding
Source: RefSeq, a predicted model, not a curated record